Molecule: messenger RNA, 836 nt
Organism: Cokeromyces recurvatus
Lineage: Eukaryota; Fungi; Mucoromycota; Mucoromycetes; Mucorales; Mucoraceae
Product: 40S ribosomal protein S1
Exons: 2
Coding region: 1-786 (261 amino acids)
Biological process (GO): translation
Cellular component (GO): ribosome; cytosol
Molecular function (GO): structural constituent of ribosome
Source: RefSeq, a predicted model, not a curated record
AUGUCAGCCCUCUCUGCUCUUUCAUUACUUCGAAUCCAAAAAUGCGUUGACCCCUUCACCCGUAAGGACUGGUAUGAUAUCAAGGCUCCCUCUAUGUUCGAAGUCCGUCAAGUUGGUAAGACUCUUGUCAACCGUACUCAAGGUCUUCGUAAUGCCAACGAUUCCCUUCAAGGUCGUGUUAUCGAAAUGUCUCUUGGUGAUCUCUCCAAGGAUGAAUCUCGUGCCUUCCGUAAGAUCCAAUUGAAGGUUGAUGAAAUCCAAGGUAAGAACUGUCUCACCAACUUCUACCGCAUGGAUAUGACCACCGACAAGCUCCGUUCCAUGGUCAAGAAAUGGCAAACUCUUAUUGAGGCUUUCGUUGACAUCAAGACCACUGAUGGUUACCUCGUUCGUCUCUUUGCUAUCUCUUUCACUGCUCGUCGUCGUAACCAAAUCAAGAAGACUACUUAUGCUCAAUCAUCUCAAAUCCGUCAAAUCCGUAAGAAGAUGUUUGAAAUCAUGACUGAGGAAGCUACUGCUUGUGAUCUUAAGGAACUCGUUACUAAGGUUACCUCCUCUGCUUCUCAAUCUGCUCAAGAUGCUAUUGCUGUUCGCAUUGAGAAGGCUUGUCAAGGUAUCUACCCCCUUCAAAACACUUACAUUCGUAAGGUCAAGAUCCUCAAGGCUCCCAAGUUUGAUGUCUCUGCUCUCUUGGCUCUUCACGGUGGUGCCGCUGCUGCUGGUGAAGAUGUUGGUUCCAAGGCCACUAAGGAUUUCGUUGAACCUCCUAUUUUGGCCUCUGUUUAAAUUUUAUAUUAUAAUAAUAAUAAAAAAAGUAUCGCUUGUUCUCUGGCCUU